Messenger RNA from Priapulus caudatus, 1607 nucleotides. RefSeq names its product alanyl-tRNA editing protein Aarsd1-B-like. NCBI's taxonomy places the organism in Eukaryota, Metazoa, Priapulida, Priapulimorpha, Priapulimorphida, Priapulidae. Gene Ontology annotation, molecular function: Ser-tRNA(Ala) deacylase activity; aminoacyl-tRNA ligase activity; ATP binding. The record is from RefSeq and is a predicted model, not a curated record. The transcript has 14 exons. The coding region runs from base 272 to 1489 and encodes 405 amino acids. Gene Ontology annotation, biological process: tRNA aminoacylation; regulation of translational fidelity.
CAACACACAAGUACACCGCACGCCCGCCCUGUGCACAAACAACAUAUAAAAUAAGACUCAAGAGAGUUAUCUCACAGGUUAUGCUGCACUCUCUUAUUCAUAUUGUUAUUCAUGUAACACUCUCUUAUUUAUGUUGUUUGUUCACAGGCGAGCGUGCGCGCGGUGUACUUGUGAGUUGCAGAUGCGCAUUUGACCGGCAUUUACGGUAGUAUUUCAGCAUCAACCGUUUUGAAGUACUUUUUGGAUUGUGACUAGUAACCAAUGUUGAACCAUGUUGCUCUCCUGCCAGAAAAAUAGUUAUUUGAAAGAGUUAGAAGCAGAUGUAGUUUCGUGUGAAUCAUCACAAUUCAAGAUUGACAAGAAAAAGGUGCAGGGAUAUGAGGUUGUUCUAUCUGACACGGUGCUUUUCCCAGAAGGAGGUGGUCAGCCUGAUGACAGAGGACGGAUAGGUGACGUGCCUGUGCUGCGCGUUGAGUGGCGUCAUGACAAAGCCAUUCAUUUUACAGAGCAGCGAGUUGAGGUCGGUGCGAGAGUGCACGUAGUUGUCGAUUGGGUACGCCGCUUCGACCACAUGCAGCAACAUACGGGUCAGCAUCUGAUAACAGCAGUUGCCGAUGGAGAAUAUGGCUACCAGACAACCUCGUGGGUAAUACUGGAGGCGCACGCGUCUGGUGCAUCGAUUGAUUUAAGACAUACGCCUAGCCGUGUGGCCGGUCCGCAGGAGCAGGUGGUCCAUCUGGAAGAUCUAAUUAACGAGCACAUAAUGAAGUCGGUAACCGUCACUGUCGUAAGAGCAAGAGGACUACCAGACGGUCAUGUUGGCCCCAUCAGAGUUAUCUCUAUUGAUGGAAUUGACUGCAAUAUGUGCGGUGGCACCCAUCUAUCCAAUCUUAGUCAUCUUCAGACCAUCAAAUUACUAGGAGUUGAAAAAGGCAAAAAAGGAAAGACCAAUUUGCUGUUCGUAGCCGGGGAACGGGUCAGGAAGUAUCUGGCGAAGUGUGUCACGAGAGAAAAGCAACUUACAUCGAUAUUGAAAGCGGGACCGGAUCAGCACGCAGAGCUGACGGAUAAGUUGCAGAAGUCACUGCGGCUUGCGACACGUAACUCGCUCUCGCUGCUGCGAGAUGUUGCCGUGUUGGAGGCACAGCGCCACCUACGCAGCGGCGACCAGACCACACGUCUCUUCAGUUUACACAGGAAGGAGGGCGAUGUGGAAUUUAUGAACAUCGUAGCCAAUGAAAUAAGUGAACAGAAUAAGGAUACGUUGAUGUUUUUGACCGUUGGGGAUGAGAAGGAAUCGGGAUUCUUCCUACUAUCAGGUCCACAGGAAGCAGUCUCCUCGCUAGGCAGCAGUGUCUGCACAGCGUUGGAAGGCAAGGGAGCAGGAAAGGCUGGCCGGUUCCAGGGCAAGGCAGGAAAGCUGAGCAAGAGAGGGGAGGCACUGAGGAUCAUCGAGGAAUACAUGAGGCAGACGCAGGCCGAGAAAUAGUCACGGCCUAGCUUCAACAACAUUAUCCCUCCGGGGAAUUUCCGAGCCUUUGCCAACGCAAAAAGUUUUCUGUUAUGUAAUGAAAUUUGUCAGUUUAAUUAAAAACUAGAUAUAAGAA